Messenger RNA from Megalobrama amblycephala (Wuchang bream), 3738 nucleotides. It is a transcript of the gene zc3h7a, whose product is annotated as zinc finger CCCH-type containing 7A. NCBI's taxonomy places the organism in Eukaryota, Metazoa, Chordata, Actinopteri, Cypriniformes, Xenocyprididae. Gene Ontology annotation, molecular function: protein binding; metal ion binding; miRNA binding. The transcript is spliced from 23 exons. The record is from RefSeq and is a predicted model, not a curated record. The coding region runs from base 280 to 3234 and encodes 984 amino acids. Gene Ontology annotation, biological process: miRNA processing.
UUCAGUAGGCUAGCUAGAUAGAUGUUUGGAAGUGAACGCUUGAGGAGAUCAUUCACGCCGGCUGUUUUCGAGUGUGUCCAAAAGGGGGCGCUGUAACCAUCUUCAACUACUAACUGAAAAAGUGAACAAGACGUCACGAAGAUCACGUUGCCCAAAGAAGAGGCAGGAUUGACGAACACAUGAAAACAUUAGUGGCCGUAUGGAUCAGUCUCUUUCCUGCUGAUAAUUUGUCUGCUCAAGGUGUUGACCCAUAGUCAAGUCCUACACACAUAUGGGAAGAUGUCAGGCACAUGCCAGGACCGAAGUAGCCGGUGGCAGGACAUUCAGAAAGGCCUACAAUUCAUUCAAUCUACCCUGCCUUUUCCUGGCUCUCAGGAGCAGUAUGAGGUGUUCAUUCAGAGUUUGGUGAGGAAUCUGUUUGGCGAGGGAAAUGAUGUGUUCCUUGAAGGCGAAUGGGCACGAUCUGUUGAGUUAUACACAGAGGCCUUAAACAUAGCAGAGUAUGCCGAAUCCGAGGACAUCAUCAUCCCUCAAGAAAUAAGGGAGAAGCUUCAUGCGAACCGUGCUGCAUCCUACUUGAACAUUGGACUGCACGAUCAAGCCCUAGAGGACUCUGAAAAAGCUCUUCAACUCAAUGAAAGCAACUACAAAGCACUUUACCGGAAAGCUCGGUGUCUGAAAGAGAUGGGAAGACAUCAAGAGGCGUACGAGGCGGUUGCUAAAUGCUCCUUGGCAGUGCCUCAGGACACACGUGUGAUUGAAAUGACCCAGGAGCUUGCCAAAAUGUUGGGAUUGAAAAUCCGUAAGGCUUAUGUGAGAAACAAGCCUGCCUUAAAUGUUUUGCCUGGUGCAAGUUUAUCAGGUGCAGUUAAUGAUAAGCAUUCUCAAAGCUCUGCAUCUGUGGAGGAUAUUGAAAUGGAAGUGGGCCAGUCUAUGCAGGGUAUGGAUGGCCCAGUACCAGUCAGCAUGCCAGUAUGUUCUACUGUAAGUGAGAUGGAAGAAGUAGAGUCUAAGCCUCUCGUCAGUGUCAUCUCACCUCCGGUAGCCCCUGUUGAGAGCCAUCACCCAGAGCCUGUUCCUAUGCCAUUACAUAUGCCUCUGGUUAAUGGAACCAGGCCCAAUGACUCUUACGUAGUACAAGACAACCGCUUGGACUAUGAUACAGAUAUUAUUGGGGAUGAUCUGGAUGAGCUGUUGGACAGAGCAAGUCCUUCCAAUUCUUCUUUGGAUAUUCCUACAGUGGACGGACCUAUUCCUUUACCGACCAGUAUUGCCGUCAGUAGUUCGAUACCGAGUCCUUUGCUCAUGCCUUCUCACCUGAGCCAUCCAUUUUUCAGUAUGGCUCCACAGUGCACGAUAAAUUUGCCCGCACCGUACCACAAGCCAAUUUCAUCGUAUCCUCUUGGUCUGGAUACAUUUUCCUCAGCACUGGAUUCAUUGGAUAGUUUGUCGAUUUCAGAUUCUCAGACAGAUAAAGCCUUUAGCCAGCAACAUUUUAUGUCGCUGGGCAAUAGCAACAUGACAGUGCCAACCAUUCCACCCAUUGGGAUGGGUUUCAGUACAUCCGAUGGGGCAUUUGUGCAGGAUUAUCCGCAGCAGCUAGACCUUGCCAAGAACCCACUUGCUGAUACACAUGAUUUUAAACAGGCCUGUUCCUCAUGCUACAUUAAAACUGGACCUGGAGUGCUGGAUUACACUUACCAUCCAGAGGACCACAAAUGCAAAAAAGAUUUGCUUUUGGGUCGAACAAAACAUGCAGAACUUCCAACAUGGAAGCUUAUUCGCCCGAGACCCACUAAAAACCAGUACAUGGGGCCUUAUUAUAUUUGCAAAGAUGUGGCGAUGGGACAAGAAUGCCGGUAUCUUGGCCACUGUACCUUUGCUUAUUGCCAAGAAGAAAUUGAUGUGUGGACGCUAGAACGCAAAGGCUUCAUCUGCAGGGACAAUCUGUGUGAUCCUUACGGAUAUAGACCUAAGAUCAAUUUGACCGUGGCCAAAAUCCUACAGGAGCACCAUGGGAUAUUUAUGUUCCUCUGUGAGGUGUGCUUUGAUCACAAACCCAGAAUAAUCAGCAAAACCAAUAAGGACAACCCCGGUCUAUGCUCUCACCCAGUGACAAAGCAUGCGUUUGAGGAAAAGAAGUGCCUUGUACACUAUUUAAGGGACAAAACCGUCAGGUAUUCCAAAAUCCGUCCAUACAUCCCUCUUUGCCAGAUGGAUCUGUGUAGGCAUGAGGUGCGAUAUGGCUGCCAGCGUGAGGAUUCCUGCUUUUACGCCCACAGCCUCAUCGAGCUCAAAGUGUGGAUGAUGCAGAGUAAACAAGGUAUCACACAUGAAGGUAUUGUUCAGGACUCACAGAAAUAUUGGAAUAUGGAUGCUGCAGUUCAAGCCCAGGAGCUCCCACCAGCCUUGCGUAGAUUUGGGCCAGCUAACCUGAAGAUGCAGUUUGUAUGUGCUCAGUGUUGGAGGAAUGGCCAAGUCAGCGAGCCAGACAAAAACAAGAAGUACUGCAGUGCCAAGGCCAGGCAUCCUUGGUCUAAAGAGAGACGAGUGGUUCUGGUUAGUUCUAUUGAACGGAAAAAGUGGACUACAGUUCGACCUCUCCCAACAAAAAAGCCUGUUCCUGCUCAGUUUGAAAUUUGCUUGCACGUGGCAGCAGGCAAAAAGUGUCAGUACAUUGGAAACUGCACAUUUGCUCACAGCACAGAAGAAAGAGAUCUAUGGACCUUCAUGAAAGAUAACAAUAUUGCAGACAUGGAGCAGCUGUAUGAAAUGUGGCUGCAGUCUCAGAAGCCGGGCUGGAGCGAGGAGAGCACCAACAUUGCAACUCGAGAGAAUGGCAAACAGAUUCACAUGCCCACAGACUACGCUGAGGAAGUGGCUGGCAACCAUUGUUGGUUGUGUGGGAAGAACUGCAACAGUGAUAAGCAGUGGCAGCAGCACAUCACCUCCGAGAAGCACAAAGAGCGAGUGUUCAACUCUGAGGACGAUCAGAACUGCUGGCAGUAUCGCUUCCCCACGGGCACCUUCAAAGUUUGCGAGCGGUUCCUCAAGGGCACCUGCACGGAGGAAGAGCUUUGUAAGCUGGCGCAUGGAGAUGAGGAGCUGAAGGAAUGGAUGGACAGAAGAGAAUUCCUUUUGAUGAAGCUCGCCAAAGCCAGAAAAGAUCACUUGAUAGCACCAAAUGAUAAUGACUUUGGCAAAUAUAGUUUUCUGCUUAAAGAUAUUAAGUAAUGUUUUAAUUAAUCUGAAUCUUUUGAUGCAGGGUGUUCUGGAACUAUGAUGUCUUGAGUUCAGUAUUGAAUCAGGCGUGUCCGUGGAGUGGGAGGACAUCCUCCUUCUGGGUUUUCACGGAAAGCACAGAGCUGGCCUUGUGUUCUGAGUAAUCACGGCUUUGUUGCUUUGAUCACCGGUUAAAAGUAAACGCCUUUUAUGUUUCUCUUAUUAAAUAGCACACAGCGGAUCACCUUUCAAGAACAGAAUUUUGUUAAUGAAACCCAAAGCAGAAGUGCAGUAUAGGCAUGGCAAGAAAUGAGGCACAUAGUGAGAUAUGCCCUCUGAGAAUCCCUUUGAAUGUUUCUGUGACGAAUUCCCGCCUUUUUUAUUUGUUUUGGAAUGUUCGGUCCUGCAUCUCUCGGUUAUUCUACAUCUGCACCAAAUUACUAUGUUGUCUGCUUGCUGUGUUAAUGCCUGUUGGUAUUAUAUGGACCGACAUAAACAAUAAAGUCUUCAUCUUUU